AGCGGCGUCGAGGCAGCGCGUGCCGAACGCGUAUUGUUUUCCAAAAUAUCUCAUUAUUAUUCGAAUGGCUCCUAUAGAUGUCUCUAUAUAGACGAGAUUAAACGAUCGAAGAUAUCUUAUCAGUCCGCCGUUAUCGUCCAAACCCACUGUGUAUAAGAUAGUCGCCGGCUGCUUGGAACCAUAUCAGUUUCCACUCGUACUUGGACUUGAACGGAGCGAGUCAUGACACAAAACCGGAGCACUUGGAUUGGUUGCAGCUUGGGCGGCCUCUUGGUCGCCCUAUUGGCCCUGCAAUCGAUGCCACAGGGAACUGAAGGAGCCAACAUCCUGGGCGUCUUCACCAGCCACAGUCCGUCGCAUUUCAUCGUGCACAUGUCCAUCAUGAAGACGCUGGCGGAGAAGGGUCACAACGUGACCGUCGUCUCCUCGGUUCCUCCCAAAGUCACCCACAAGAGCAUUAACCACAUUGUGGUGCCAAUGAGUGCCGAAGAUGAGAAAGUGCUCAACGAUGGUAUGGCUGGAAUGGUCAAGGAGAAGCCUUCGAUUUGGAACACCAUGAAAUCGAUCUUCAGCUCGUUAGCCCUGCUCAUUGAUAAGCAGGUGGACGUUUUGGAGGAUCCGCGCUUCCAGGAGCUCUAUCUUAACAAGGGCAACAAGUUCGAUGUGGUCUUCGUGGGAUUCUUCUUUAACACGUACCAGGUGGCUUUGGGUGCCAGGUUUAAUUGCCCCGUUAUAAUUUCCUGGUCGGGCCCACCCAUGAUGAUGGUCAACGAGGUGCUGGGUAAUCCCGAGCUGUCCAGUGUUCCCCAAAUGCAUAUCUCCGCACCUCCCGGCCAGCCCAUGAAUUUCCAGAAGCGAAUGCAGAACUUUGCCAGCACCUUGGGCUUCAAUGCUCUCAACAUCUUCCUGAGCCACAAAUACAACAAGUUCUAUGACCGCCUUUGGGGCAAUGACAAGUCAAUGCCCACUUUUGAGCAGGCCAAGAGGAAUGUCUCCUUGGCGUUUUGCAAUGGCCAUGGCAUCAGCGAAGGUCCCAUCCGUCCGAAUGUGCCUGGAGUAAUCGAAAUUGGAGGCAUCCAGGUGAAGAGCAAGCCCGAUCCCCUGCCAGAGGACAUAAAGGAGUUUUUGGAGAAGGGCAAGCACGGAGCCAUUCUCUUCAGUUUGGGUUCCAACUUGAAGGGCGAACAUAUCCAGCCCGAAGUGGUGAAGACCAUAUUCAAGGGAUUGAGCAGUCUUAAGCAGCAGGUGAUCUGGAAGUGGGAGGAUCCCAAGAACACGCCCGGCAAGGCGGCUAAUAUACUCUACAAGAAGUGGCUGCCCCAGGACGAUAUCCUGGCCCAUCCCAAGCUCAAGCUGUUCAUCACACACGCGGGCAAGGGAGGAGUGGCUGAGGCACAGUAUCAUGGAGUGCCCAUGCUGGCGCUACCCGUGUUUGCCGAUCAGCCGGGUAAUGCCGAUAAGCUGGUGGCCAGUGGAUAUGGCCUGCAGCUGCCAUUGGCCACCCUGGAUGUGGACGAGUUCAAGGCAUCCAUUAAGGAGGUCAUCGAAAAUCCCAAGUACGCAAAGACAUUGAAGAGCUUCUCGCAGCUCUACCGCGAUCGUCCUUUGAGUCCUCACGAAUCGGUGGUCUACUGGACGGAGUACGUGAUCCGUCAUCAUGGUGCCGCUCACAUGCAGAGUCCCUUGGUUCACAUGAACUUCAUUGCCAGCAAUAAUGUGGACGUAUAUAUCAUCGCCGCCCUGGUGCUCUACAUCGUCUUCAUCAUCAACAAGAUCGUGUGGAAAUUUGUGUGGCGCAAGUUAUUUGGCAAAUCGAACAAAGUUUCUCAGGGGAAGAAGGUGAAGAAGCAGUAGGUUGUAAUUAUAGAAAUUUUAAAUAAUUUAUAUUUAAAAGAUUAAAAAAAAUGUAAAACCACAAAA
Molecule: messenger RNA, 1920 nt
Organism: Drosophila mauritiana
Lineage: Eukaryota; Metazoa; Arthropoda; Insecta; Diptera; Drosophilidae
Gene: Ugt37D1
Product: UDP-glucuronosyltransferase 2B15
Exons: 3
Coding region: 223-1854 (543 amino acids)
Molecular function (GO): UDP-glycosyltransferase activity
Source: RefSeq, a predicted model, not a curated record